Messenger RNA from Eucalyptus grandis, 1693 nucleotides. RefSeq lists its product as uncharacterized. The coding region runs from base 109 to 1653 and encodes 514 amino acids. The transcript is spliced from 9 exons. NCBI's taxonomy places the organism in Eukaryota, Viridiplantae, Streptophyta, Magnoliopsida, Myrtales, Myrtaceae. The record is from RefSeq and is a predicted model, not a curated record.
CCAGUCUUCUCUCUCUUCCCUCUCUCUCUCUCUCUCUAGCUUCUCUCUCUAGCUUCUCGCCGUCUGCGAAGUCCCAGCGCGCCGAGGAAAGCGCGGAGGACGGCGGAGAUGGAGUCCCUGGAGGAUCCUUGUGAUACAUGUGGUGACUUUGGUUUUGCUGAGUUGAUGGCAACCUGCUCAACUUGUCCUGCUCGGCAACAUAUUUACUGUGCAGCACAAGUUAUGCAUGAAGUCCCUGAAGAAUGGCAUUGUGAAGAAUGCCAAUUUCCGGACGAAGCGAAUAGGUCAAUGUUUCAUUUGGAAGAAGAAUCCAUUGCAAUGGUCCCAUCACUGACCAGUAGAGAAGGUCCAAAAAGUCAAAGAAAAUCCAAAGUGAAGUUUCUUAGUCCUGAAGAAGUCAUCAAGUUAUCAUUGGGGGAGAGGGAGAGACCUUCUGUGAGCCAUAUGUGCCUGAAACCUAAUGCGGCAUCUAGUGCCCGGCAAAAUCCAUUGAAGUCCAAGGUCUUUGCUUCAAAGUCCCUUGUGAUGGAAAAAGGCAAUCAUCAUUUAGUGUCUUCAGGUUGCCAACAUCCAUUAAAAAGUCGAAGCUUGAAUAUAGUUUCGUCAAUUAAUCAGCUGCGUCAAAUCUCAGCAGCAAAAGAACUGAAAGAUGGGAUGAACUUUAUUUCAGGCAAGAAGGAUCUUGUUCCGCGGCCAAAGAAGCAUGUUGAUGAGGAUCAGUUGAUGUUUAAAAUGGAAGCAAAGGAAGAAUCUAUGAAACUUGUGUCACCCAUUUCACCAUCCAGAUGUUCUCAACGCUUUGAUAAAUCAGAUGGGAUGAACUCUAUUUCAGGCAAGAAGGACCUUGUUCCGCGGCCAGAGAAGCAUGUCGAUGAGGAGCAGUCGAUGGAUAUUGAUGAAUUUUUAUUAGAAAGGGAAGCAAAGGAAGAAUCUAUGAAGCUUGUGUCACCCAUUUCACCAUCCAGAUGCUCUCAACCCUUUAAUAAAUCAGGAGAUGACAAUGAUGCUGCUGCAGAAUAUGGUUAUUCUUUUGAGGAGAUUAGAUUCUUACACCAUAUUCUACCUAAACUUGGAGUAUAUUGGCCUUAUCUUCCUGCCCUAUGUGCAACAUGGAGCGGAAGCUUGAAAUUUCCUGGUGAUGCUAUCCACGAUGAUAGCAGCUAUUCAUUCCAUGCGCAUCCUCCGUGUAGUGUUCAUAGGAAAGCAUAUGAACUUUCACUGCAAAUGCCUACGGAGAUUCGUUUGGAGCCGAUCCCUCUGACCCAAAUUUUGACAGAUAUAUUUCAAAAGGAAGGUCCUGAUAUCGGUGACAUUGGAUUGUACUUUUAUCCAGCUGAUACUGUUAAUAGGCACAUUGCGAAAUAUUCUGCCCUUGUUCGACUUAUGGUUAGCCAGGAGUAUGCAAUGAGAGGCCUUGUCAAUGGCGCUGAGUUGCUGAUAUUUACCUCAAAAGAAUUACACGCAGAUUCACACUUAUUUAUUGCGGGAUUGCAAAGUGAAUACUUCCUGUGGGGAAUCUUCCACAGUGCUAAGAGUACUCUUGCUUGUAAAAGUCUGCAUGAGGAGCUCGAUGUCCAUCCACCUCUUUCUGUUGUGGACCACUCAAAUAAUGGGGAGAGAGAGAACAUUUACCCAAUGCUUCAUGCUGAUUGAUCCUAUGUAUAAUUCCAAGAGUUGGCCAGAUGCACGUGUC